ACCGAUGACCGCCGGAGGAAGGACCCCGAGGUGUUCCAGACAGUCAGCGAGGGCCUGAAAAAGCUCUACAAAACCAAGCUGCUCCCCCUGGAAGAGCACUACAAGUUCCAUGAGUUCCACUCACCUGCGCUGGAGGAUGCCGACUUCGACAACAAGCCCAUGGUGCUCCUCGUGGGGCAGUACUCCACUGGGAAAACCACCUUCAUCAGGUACCUGCUGGAGCAGGAUUUCCCAGGUAUGAGGAUUGGACCAGAGCCUACAACUGACUCCUUUAUAGCAGUUAUGCAAGGAGAUGUGGAAGGAAUCGUUCCUGGAAACGCGUUGGUGGUGGAUCCCAAAAAACCUUUCAGGAAACUCAAUGCCUUUGGCAAUGCCUUUUUGAACAGGUUUGUUUGUGCCCAGCUACCGAAUCCCGUGUUAGAGAGCAUCAGUGUCAUUGAUACGCCAGGAAUCCUUUCUGGAGAAAAACAGAGAAUUAGCAGAG
Nestor notabilis (Kea) is the source of this 484-nucleotide messenger RNA. RefSeq names its product EH domain-containing protein 3-like. Gene Ontology annotation, biological process: endocytosis; cilium assembly; endocytic recycling. The record is from RefSeq and is a predicted model, not a curated record. Gene Ontology annotation, cellular component: endocytic vesicle; recycling endosome membrane; plasma membrane. Gene Ontology annotation, molecular function: cadherin binding; GTP binding. NCBI's taxonomy places the organism in Eukaryota, Metazoa, Chordata, Aves, Psittaciformes, Psittacidae. The transcript has 3 exons. The annotation marks the transcript as partial.